This is a messenger RNA of Talaromyces atroroseus, 3354 nucleotides long. RefSeq lists its product as hypothetical. The record is from RefSeq and is a predicted model, not a curated record. Bases 1 to 3354 code for a protein of 1117 amino acids. Gene Ontology annotation, molecular function: mannose-ethanolamine phosphotransferase activity. The transcript is spliced from 2 exons. Lineage: Eukaryota; Fungi; Ascomycota; Eurotiomycetes; Eurotiales; Trichocomaceae. Gene Ontology annotation, biological process: GPI anchor biosynthetic process. Gene Ontology annotation, cellular component: endoplasmic reticulum membrane.
AUGCCUGCAAAUAAAUCGUCUCCAAACCCUUUGAGUAGCGACGCUACGACAGGGCUCUCGCAACAACCUGGCGCAAGUGAACCUGCAGAAGCGCUGCAAUCCCGCCAUCAGAGUGCACCGUUUAGUUCGGCGCAGAAGAAUGAGGGGAAACAACCAGGGUUGACGAGUACAGCCAAGUCGCAUAAUAAAGACAAUGCCCUCGAGGUUUGCGAAAGUGAUUUCAAAAGGAAACACAUUGGUGUCGUGGGGGUUCUUUCAUGGAUUUUCUUCUUGCAUAUUGUUGGCAUAUAUUAUUUUACUAAAGGGUUCCUCUUAACUCGACUAGUUCUUGAUGACAAGUCAAGUUGUGAUUUGCUUCCCCUGGAUAUUACCAGUGGUGGGAAUUCACGCGAGGGUUGCUGGCAUCCCAAGACUUUCGACAAGGCUGUCUUUCUAAUCAUUGAUGCAUUACGGUACGACUUUACUGUUCCAUUCCACCCACAGUCCGAGGGUGAUCAAGCACAUAUCUACCAUAACAACAUUCCCAUUCUUUACGAGACCGCAGUAGAGAGCCCGGAGAAAGCGUUUCUUCUCCCUUUCAUCGCAGACCCCCCUACGACUACUUUACAAAGACUGAAAGGCCUGACCACUGGUACUUUACCGACUUUCAUCGACGCUGGCUCAAACUUCGAUGGCUCUGCUAUUGACGAAGAUAACGUCAUCUCUCAACUGCACACCGCAGGCAAAAAUUUAGUCCAUUUGGGAGACGAUACCUGGACCAAGUUAUUUCCCGACUACUUCGACCACAAUCUGUCACGUCCAUUUGACUCAUUCAACGUCUGGGAUCUACACACCCUCGAUAAUGGCGUCAAUGCCAACCUUUUCCCUCUUCUGAGCCCUGCGAACUCGACAAAAUGGGACGUUAUUUUUGGCCACUACCUUGGUGUUGAUCACGCGGGCCAUCGCUAUGGUCCGGAUCAUGCUGCAAUGGCAGCCAAACUGAAGCAAAUGGAUCAAGUAAUCCGCGAUGUCAUUAAUUUACUUGAUGAUAAUACACUCCUUAUUGUUAUGGGUGAUCAUGGCAUGGAUUCCAAAGGCGACCAUGGAGGCGAGUCGGAUGAUGAAGUCGAAGCCGCGCUAUGGAUGUACUCGAAAAAGGGCAUUUUUGGGCGCACAAACCCCGAGUUUGUCACGCCGCCAUUAACUGCGAAGGAACGAGCUAUACCGCAAAUUGACAUUGUUCCUACAUUGUCCUUGCUCAUGGGCAUACCAAUCCCGUUCAACAAUCUUGGGUCUCCGAUAGAGGAGGCAUUUGCAGGAUCUUCUGGCUCAGAUAUAAAGAACCUAGCAACUGUCAAUCGAAUAGCGUCAGCGCAGAUUCAAAGGUACCAACAUCAAUAUGCCUUGGCGCGCGGCGUGGAUGAAAGCCAGACGUCGGGUCCUCUAUCUCUCCUGUCUCAGGCAGAAGCGCACUGGCGUUCACUCGCCAAGUUUGGAUCCAACUCGGAAAAGUAUCGAGCGGCGUGUAAUGCUUAUCGAGAGUACCAGCGUGACACUUUGAAUGUGUGCCGUGGCUUGUGGGCCCGGUUUGACAUCAACAGUAUGUUGCAGGGUAUUGCAAUCCUCGUGGGUGGUAUUGCGAUCCUGAUAGUGUAUGCUCGCGGGUUGCGUGACGAUCAAACGUCUUUUAGUCCAGCCUUGGCCCGGCCUAUUUGUGUGGGUCUAGGACUGGGUGUUUUGGUUAGUUUCGUGUACGUCUUUGUCGGGGGAGAAGGGCUGGGGAUGGAUACAAUCGCGUUGGGUGCUGCUGGUGGAAGUGCUGCUAGCGUCAUCACCAGCGUGUUCACAAUACCGAAAAGUUUUAGAUCGCCACUACCCAAGUCUCUCUGGAGCUGGUUCGCCGUUUUUGUCACUGUGUCUCAGUCCAUUGGGUUCGCCUCCAACUCGUACACCAUCUGGGAAGACAAUAUUCUGCUCUUCUUCCUCACUACGUUCGGCGUCCUGGCGGGUAUAUCCUCAAUGCGACAGCAGUCAAAAUCUGACAGAGUUCUAGGAGUCUACCACUCAAUUAUAUUCAUUCUCAUGGCAAGGCUGGCGUCGUUUUCUCGUCUGUGCCGUGAGGAACAGAUGCCCUUCUGCAAGUCAACAUAUUACGCUUCAGCAUCCUCUUCGACCUCAGCACCCUGGCAACUCUCCAUUCCCUUCGCCAUUGCCUUGCUUCUUCCGGGCACCGUACGAUCAUUUUACGUUGGAUCAAAGUCAUACGAAGGAUCGGCCACCCUCUGGAUUGGGUUUGCCUUUCGUAUCGGUCUAUUCAUCUCGGCGUUCUUCUGGACACUAGAUACUGCGGACAAUGGUGAAUGGUUUUCUGUUGGCAAGGGAGCUUUCAAAUACAUCCAAAUCACUCUAGCCCAGUUAGUUCUUGCUAUAGCAUUUGCAGCGGGAACCACAACUUUCAUAUGGGCAAAACCAUGCAUUAGUAUCAGCAUUACGUCUGGAGGUGCCAACAUCACAGACCAGCCAGGACAAGUACAACAGCAGCAGCAGCAACGAACUACCAUUACCAUCCUAGGUUUUGCAAAUGUCCAUGGGACUCGUUUUUUCCUGCUCGUAGUCAAUUUCUGCCUCGCCAUUAUUCUUCUGAGCAAGCCCAUGGGCCAAGGUGCAAUCGCCAUUGAAGCCUUACAGAUACUGUCCCUCCUCGAGAUACUAGAUACAAAUGGCCUCACGACAAUCAACUCGGCCAUCGGACCGAUCGUACUAGGUCUUCUGGGGUCAUUCCAUUUCUUCAAAACAGGCCACCAAGCCACACUAAACAGCAUUCAAUGGGAGAGCGCUUUCUUUGCGCUCUCGUCAGUCCAAUACCCCUGGUCACCUCUGCUGGUGAUUCUCAAUACCUUUGGGGCCCAAAUACUAGCUGCAAUUGCUGUACCGCUCACUGUACUCUGGAAACGACCCAUUGAUACCCAAGGCCGCAUACCCCUACAACUCCUCCAGCAGCCAUCCGCAGAAAACGACACACCAGCAGUCACCGAACCGUUUCGACAAGCAUCAUCAUCAGGAUCGACAACAUCCUCAUCAGACAACCAACAAAACGACACCAUAUCCAAAUCCAAAUCGCCCAUGGUCCGCCUCCUCUCCGAAAUCGUCCAAGCCGUCUCAACCCACAUCCUAUACUACGCAACCAUCAACCUAGCCACGACAAUGUGGGCGGGCCAUCUCCGUCGUCAUCUGAUGCUAUAUCGCAUCUUCUGUCCUCGAUUUAUGAUGGGAGCAGCUGUAUUGGGCGUCGUAGAAUUUUUCAUAAUCAUCGUUGCUCUCGGACUAGGUGCGAGGGCGAAUACUUUGAGUGUUACUGAGGUUUUUGGGUGGUGA